Molecule: messenger RNA, 684 nt
Organism: Uncinocarpus reesii 1704
Lineage: Eukaryota; Fungi; Ascomycota; Eurotiomycetes; Onygenales; Onygenaceae
Exons: 1
Coding region: 1-684 (227 amino acids)
Source: RefSeq, a predicted model, not a curated record
AUGGACGGAGAGGAGAGUGGAUGGGACAUGUCAGAUCAUGAUGGAAACCGGGGUGACAACAUAAGUUCCCCGACGCAUAGAGCUCCAGCACCUCGAAGAUCAAAUUUCCUAGAGGUAUCCGGCAACGAUAUUACCUCUUGUUCAGAAUUCUCUGAUGUUCCCCGCCAAUCACCACCGCAUCGCUCUACGGGAUCUCUGCACCGCCACGAGCACCCUUCGUUGUCUCCGGCAGCCCACGUCGGCCGCCAACCUUCGCCGCGCCACCACAUUAGUCCCCAUAGUGAUAUCGAAUCUACAAAUUUUAAUCCAGAGCGCGUGAUAUUCAAUGGCCAUCUCACGUGGCUCAAAAUAAAGAAAGGGGUACGGCAAUGGAAGAACCUAUGGGCAGUGCUCCGGGCCGAAAAAUUGUCACUUUAUAAAAAUGACAGCGAGUAUUCCGCUGUAAAGAUAAUCCCUUUGGAUCGAGUGAUUGAUGCCGCCGAUGUUGACCCGAUUUCGCGAUCCAAAGUCUUUUGUUUUCAAAUCAUUACUGAGGAGACAAUUUACCGGUUCUGCGCUCCGGACGACGAAGCACUUAAUCAGUGGCUUGGCUCCUUGAAAAGUGUAUUAACCAGGUAUCAUGAAGCGCCUCGCCAUCAACAAUCCGGUCCGGCUGUGCCUGGCCCCUCAUUGGCGAUCCGAUGA